This is a messenger RNA of Hevea brasiliensis (rubber tree), 1848 nucleotides long. Its product is annotated as CRS2-associated factor 1, mitochondrial. NCBI's taxonomy places the organism in Eukaryota, Viridiplantae, Streptophyta, Magnoliopsida, Malpighiales, Euphorbiaceae. Gene Ontology annotation, molecular function: RNA binding. Gene Ontology annotation, biological process: Group II intron splicing. The transcript has 5 exons. The coding region runs from base 138 to 1313 and encodes 391 amino acids. The record is from RefSeq and is a predicted model, not a curated record.
UAUUUUAGGCCGAUCCUGAACGAAAAUCGGCUAUGCGACCGCCUUGUUUGAUUAGCCUUAGCCUGCAGGCUGCAGCAAAACCCCCGCCAUUUCAUUCCGUUGAUAAACCCACAGUGGCCCUUCAACCCUAACCCUUGAUGUUACUUCUAGCUCGCAUCUCCCUCCAGAAACCACCAAUUCCCUCUCCCUCCCUAGCGUUAAUCGCUCGUCAUCUUUCUACCGCCUCAACCUCUUCAAAACUCCAUGACCACUACUCGUUUAAACCCCCACCCUCCCUCUCUCCCGAAAUCCCUCAGAAACCUAAUCCAACUCCCAGGAAAAAGCGAAAGCCCUUAUAUCGUCCACCUUCCUCGCUUGACCCGAUUGCCACAAAGCUCACCCACUCCGAUCUUCCCUUUGAUUUCCGGUACAGUUACACGGAGAGCAGCCUGACGGUAAGGCCCAUUGGGCUUAGGGAGCCUAAGUACUCGCCAUUUGGUCCAGGCCGUUUGGACCGAGUAUGGACCGGUGUUUGUGCCCCGGCCGUUGACCCGAAGGUGAAGUCAUUGGAAGGGAAGGACUAUCCGAAUUUGGAGGAGAAGAGGAGGAUGAUGAGACAGGAAAUUCAAGGGGAGCCGCUUAACAACGCUGAGAGGAAGAUUCUGGUGGAAAAUUGUCAAAGGAAUAGAACCAAGAAGCAAAUUAACCUCGGGAGAGAUGGUUUAACCCACAAUAUGCUGAAUGAUAUCCAUAAUCAUUGGAAGCACACUGAAGCAGUCAGGAUUAAGUGUCUAGGUGUUCCCACUGUUGACAUGAAAAAUAUAUGCACCCAACUUGAGGAUAAAACCUUUGGGAAGAUCAUCUACAGACAUGGUGGUCUAUUGGUGUUAUAUAGAGGCAGGAACUAUAAUCCUAAGAAAAGGCCUAAAAUUCCAUUGAUGAUGUGGAGACCUCAUGAACCCAUAUAUCCCAGGCUAAUCAAAACUACAAUUGAUGGCCUGAGCAUUGAGGAAACAAAAGAAAUGAGGAAGAGAGGACUAACUGUUCCUGCUUUAACAAAACUUGCAAAAAAUGGUUAUUAUGGUAGUCUGGUACCCAUGGUCAGAGAUGCUUUACUCGCCAAUGAGCUGGUUCGGAUAGACUGCCGGGGCCUUGAGAAGAGUGAUUACAAGAAAAUAGGCUGCAAACUAAGGGACUUGGUUCCAUGUAUCCUUGUAACAUUUGAGAAGGAGCAAAUUGUUGUGUGGCGAGGGAAGGAUUAUAAGCCUGCAGUAGAUGAACUCUUGUUUACUGAGAGAAAAUUCUUUGAUGAUCCUGAGAGCAGUGGGGUUUAGAUUGAAAGAGAGUUGUAGCUCAGAUUAGAGCAGCUGUUAGCAAGAGUACUGCUCUAGCGAUGAUGAGUAGUUGCUUGCUCCAGUUUCACAUGUUUUUGCUGGAGUUGAUGCUUGUGUUCUCCAAUUUGGAAUUUGAACAGAUCUAGAGGAUGCUCAACAAUCGAAGGACUGGAGUGAGCAGUUGCAGUAAUAGAUACCAGAUUGAUUCAUUAUUAAUUGUGAUUUUUGACCUAUUUCUCCCUCUGGUCUUCCACCCAGCAAAAGGAAAAAUGAGGGGAACAAAAGAAGUAAAAGAAAUUGAAAAAUUGAAAGGAAUGCUUGUAAACGAGACGGAUAUAUUUGGAUUGGAUGAAUAUUGGGGGCCAUUGAAUUAUGGUAUAGAUUUUGGGAAUGAUAAUGUAAUGUUGUGCAGAACACAGCCAUUAUGGUGUCAUGUGUUGGGUGAAAGUUGAGGGCUGGGGUGAGAUCUGAUCGAAGAAAUCUGAUUUUGGCAUGUGGAUCCCCAAAUGGAGUCUCGUGACUUGGCUUUGGCUUU